Molecule: messenger RNA, 1593 nt
Organism: Hirsutella rhossiliensis
Lineage: Eukaryota; Fungi; Ascomycota; Sordariomycetes; Hypocreales; Ophiocordycipitaceae
Product: metalloenzyme superfamily domain-containing protein
Exons: 4
Coding region: 1-1593 (530 amino acids)
Biological process (GO): glucose catabolic process
Cellular component (GO): cytoplasm
Molecular function (GO): manganese ion binding
Source: RefSeq, a predicted model, not a curated record
AUGUCCAAGACGGAGCAAAAGGCCUGCCUCAUCGUCAUUGAUGGCUGGGGCGUCCCCUCCGACGAGAGCCCCAAGGAUGGCGAUGCCAUUGCCGCCGCCAAGACGCCCGUCAUGGACGAGCUCUCCAAGAGCUCCGACGGAUACACCGAGCUCGAGGCCUCGUCGCUGGCCGUCGGACUGCCCGAGGGCCUCAUGGGCAACUCGGAGGUCGGCCACCUGAACAUUGGCGCUGGGCGUGUCGUCUGGCAGGACGUCGUUCGCAUCGAUCAGACCGUCAAGAAGGACGAGCUCAAGGACAACGACGUCAUCAAGAAGACAUUCAAGGGUGCUGCCCAAGGCAACGGGCGGUUGCAUCUCUGCGGCCUCGUCUCCCAUGGGGGCGUCCACUCCAAGCAGACUCACCUCUACUCCCUUCUCAAGGCUGCCAAGGAAUACGGCGUGGCCAAGGUCUUUAUCCACUUUUUCGGCGACGGCCGCGACACGGAUCCCAAGUCUGGCGCUGGCUACAUGCAGGAGCUUGUAGACCACAUCAAGGAGCUUGGCAUUGGCCAGAUUGCCACGGUUGUCGGCCGUUACUACGCCAUGGAUCGUGACAAGCGCUGGGAGCGUGUCGAAAUUGCCCUCAAAGGCAUGUGUCACGGCGAGGGCGAGGCCAGCGACGACCCCGUUGCGGCCGUCAAGGCUCGAUAUGAGCGCGGCGGCGAUAAGGACAAGGACGAGUUCCUGACACCCAUCAUUGUCGGCGGCGACGAAGCUAGAAUCAAGGAUGACGACACUGUAUUCUUCUUCAACUACCGUUCGGACCGUGUGCGGCAAAUAACGCAGCUUCUCGGCGAUGUCGACCGCUCCGUCCUGCCCGACUUCAAGUACACCAAGAUCAACAAGUUGGUGACCAUGACCAUGUAUAAGACGGACUAUCCUUUCGAGGUUGCCUUUGAGCCCCAGCGCAUGGACAACGUCCUGGCCGAGUGGCUCGGCAAGCAAAACGUGGAGCAGGUUCACGUGGCCGAGACGGAAAAGUACGCCCACGUCACCUUCUUCUUCAACGGAGGCGUCGAGAAGGUGUUUCCGCUCGAGACGCGCGACCAGGACCAGGAUUUGGUUCCCUCUAACAAGUCGGUCGCGACCUACGACAAGGCGCCCGAGAUGUCUGCGGCUGGUGUGGCCGACCAGGUCUGCAAGCGUCUCGCCGAGCAACGCUUCCCGUUUGUGAUGAACAACUUUGCUCCCCCCGACAUGGUUGGCCACACCGGUGUCUACGAGGCCGCCAUCGUUGGCUGCGAGGCAACGGACCAGGCAAUUGGUAAGAUUUUGGAAGCCUGCAAGAAGCAGGGCUACGUCCUUUUCAUCACGUCCGACCACGGAAACGCCGAGGAGAUGAAAUUUGCCGACGGUAAGCCCAAGACGAGCCACACGACGAACAAGGUCCCCUUCAUCAUGACCAAUGCCCCAGAGGGUUGGAGCUUGAGGAAGCAAGGUGGCGUGCUGGGAGAUGUCGCGCCGACUGUGCUUGCGGCCAUGGGGCUGCCCCAGCCCGACGACAUGACAGGGGAAUCGCUGCUUGCCAAGGAUCUUAAGAGGAGCGCGGAGUAG